Messenger RNA from Cavia porcellus (domestic guinea pig), 2004 nucleotides. Its product is annotated as tumor necrosis factor receptor superfamily member 23-like. Gene Ontology annotation, molecular function: protein binding; tumor necrosis factor receptor activity. Gene Ontology annotation, biological process: motor neuron apoptotic process; negative regulation of apoptotic process; activation-induced cell death of T cells. The coding region runs from base 101 to 814 and encodes 237 amino acids. Lineage: Eukaryota; Metazoa; Chordata; Mammalia; Rodentia; Caviidae. Gene Ontology annotation, cellular component: CD95 death-inducing signaling complex; external side of plasma membrane; membrane raft. The transcript is spliced from 7 exons. The record is from RefSeq and is a predicted model, not a curated record.
ACUUUGCAUCCUGUCUUCACCAAGUACUGGUCUUCACCAAGUACUGGUCGGCUCCCAGAGCUGCGGCCCACUGUACGGUGAGGACCUACACCCAGCAUCUAUGGUCGGACCCUCUGCUGAGCACUGCCCGGUUCCGAAGGGCUGGACCUUGCUGCGCGCUUUGUGCCUGUUUGUCCUGUUGGAGCAGGUACUCACGACCCUACAGUACUCUGGCCUGGAGUCCUGUAACAGUGAUGAAUACAUGAAUGCUGGCCGCUGCUGCAAGAUGUGCCCUGCAGGUCAGUAUGUAGAGAAGCCCUGCAUGAGACCCCACACCCAGGGAGUGUGUGUAAAGUGUGAGCCGGGGACAUACACAGCAUAUGCCAACGGCCUGGAGUCUUGCCUCCUCUGCUCCACCUGCCGGGCUGACCAAGAAGUGGUGCGAAAAUGCUCCCCAACCAAUGACCAGAAAUGCGAGUGCAAACAGGGCUACUUCUCUGAGGACACUGGGUGUUUGGAACACUGCACGCCAUGUGAUAAGUGUCCUGAUGAGACUGCAGUCCUGCGGGAAUGCAAUGCCACAUCAAACACAGUCUGCAGAGCAGCCCAUUCAGUUUUAGAAAAGAGAAACCGGUUGUAUACGUUCCUGUGCAUCAUACCUCUCCUGGGAAGUAUAGCCUUCUUCUGUUUCCUUAUGAAACGGAGACCCUGGGUGCAUACUAGUCUGUCUAACAGCAGAACUAAUAGUAACAGCUCCUUGAGAAAAGCAGCAAGUGUCCAGGUUGGAGAAAACUGCAGUGAUUUGCAGGACAUGAUGAAUGCAGACCUGGCAUGAGGAUGGCUCAUUCAAAUGUAAGACAGAUGGAGAUGACACCUCUCGACCAGGGUCAGCUCUUAGAUCACCUGUGGGGGAGGUAAGGGGUAGCAGUAGCUGCUCAAGGAGCUGCCUGUGUUUUCGGUGCCUGAGAAUUAGGUAGCUAAAUAUUCUAAUGGCCAGAUGGGAACCAAAGCUCUUACACAGGUAGGAUCUUCUAAUUUUCAAAGAUUUGAUUUAUGAUGGAAACACUGAGACAUGAGAAAGGCAAAAAUAUGCAAGGGAUACUUUGGGAUUUGUUAUGCUUGUAUCUAGAUGAACCUCACCCUUUGCAACCUCAAAAUUGCAAAUGGCUUUUGCUUUGAGAAGAGAGCCCAGAGCUCCCUGCUGCAGAAUGGUGGCAGUCUAGGGACAUUAUCCUCAGGAUGGGUUUCAUAGUGCUCAGCAGUCCAGAAAACAGAGAAGGAAAGCUGGCUACUGCUCCAGCUGGUGGCAGACCUUGCAGACGUCACUAGUUUAGGUGCAUUCAAAAUGCAAGAGUUGUGUGAUCAGGACGGUCUGCCCAGAUUUCAGAACGUCUGGGAGACCAGGUAGUGUGCCCCUGAGACAGCAGUGUGCGAAACUGUGAAUGUAAAGCAUAAAAUGCACUGGAGACCCCUGAAGACUGCAGAGGCCAGGAAUUUGGAUCAUCUGAGUGGGGAAAACUGCCAGGAAUGAGCCAAGCCUGCCCAUGCUGGAAGCCAGGAGAACUGCAACCACCUACAGUGCCAUAUGGUAGAGCCACUCAAGCCCUUGGGAGUUGACAUCUCUUCUCACGGAUUACACUGGAUGCUGGACUGGGAACUAUGGAAUUUAAUGUGUGCCAUGCUGGGUUUAGUUCUUGCUUUCCCAUUCCUUUCUAUUCCCCUAUUUUUACCUUCUGGAUUAACAGUGUUUAUCUUGUGCCAUUGUAUGUUGGGAGUGUGUGGCCCACUGGGCAUCAUGUCUACUUUGCCAUAAAGGUGCAUUACUGAGUGUAUAUAAUAACUAUUUUUAUUCUUUAGAGUAUUUCUAUUGAACAAUUAUUAAUUUUAAUUUAUUAUUGUUUAAUUUAUAAUUUAUAAUUGUUUAAUAUUAAACAAUGAGUAUGUAACAGAAAACAAUAACAAAAUGUAAAGUGAUCUUUUAAUAUUUAUUGUUUAUAAAAAGACAUUAAAAUUUUGAAUAUCACA